Messenger RNA from Talaromyces amestolkiae, 2652 nucleotides. RefSeq lists its product as uncharacterized. The record is from RefSeq and is a predicted model, not a curated record. The transcript has 5 exons. Lineage: Eukaryota; Fungi; Ascomycota; Eurotiomycetes; Eurotiales; Trichocomaceae. Bases 1 to 2652 code for a protein of 883 amino acids.
AUGACUGCGCCAACACAGCAAAUGCUCAACGGCCUGGUGCCGAUGCCAGUGAACUACGAUGGUGGCUACAUUGCUUUGUCGUAUAUCGUGAGUGUAAUGGGCUCGACUACUUGCCUGGAACUGCUGCAUCGUCGAUCCUCGCGAUCUGGUCUGCUCAAUUGGUAUCUGCUACUCGCUUCGUCUCUUUCCAUGGGAGGGAUUGGUAUUUAUAGUAUGCACUUCAUCGGAAACAGAGCAAUUGUACUUGGUGACGGCAGCAACGCCCAACAGAUAUCAUACAACAUCCAGUUCACCAUCGUCUCAUUAUUCCUACCGAUACUAGUCUUAUCGACCGCUUUCUAUGCCAUCUCCUUCGAAGAGAAACCGUCGCUAGUACGCCUUCUCGCCGGUGGGAUCGGAACUGGCGCCGCUAUAUGCGCCAUGCACUACCUAGGCCAGCUCGGAAUCUCGAAUUAUCACUGCUCAUAUGGACCGGCCUACAUUGUCGGCGCUGCUCUGAUUGCGACUGUAUCUGCUACCAUCGCCCUGAGCAUUUUCUUUAGAUGGAAAGCAGCCUGGACGAAUAGCUGGUGGCGACGACUGGUUUGUGCGGCGUUGUUGGCUGGCGCGGUCUCGGGGAUGCAUUGGACAGCUGCCGUGGGUACUCAAUAUCAUCGUAUUCCGGAAUUCUUGGGGGCUGGUCAGCUGUCACGGAGUCAGACGGUUAUAAUUUGUGCGGCAUUGUCAUUUGCGGCCUGCAUCACUCUCACGAUUUGUGCAAUCAUUGCUGGAGGUCGUCGACAUCAAUCGACUACUCGAGCCCGCCAGUUAGUCUUGUCAUGCGCAUUUUUCGAUCCUGCUGGCCGUAUCAUGGUCUCUCCCCAAGCUCUUCUUCCGACACGGAAAGUCGUCGAUCGAUACAUCAACAAGUCCAUGAAAGACGAUGACUUCAGUCGCACCCACCCAGCCUUCCUAUGGGCAUUCCGCGCAUCCCGCAACUGGGCUCUGGUAAAAGGCAUCAUCCCAUCGAUGAAAAACACACUUCAAAGCAACGAACUCGAAAUCAAGCGUCUAAUAAAUCAGCGCGGCAUAGUGACCGAAAACGACCAGGAUACACAAUUCAGCUUUGAUACGAUCUUCAAACAUUUCUUUUGUAUAACCGCGCAGAACCUGGCUGACGAGUUGCGUUUACCCCUUUCUGGUCUGGGAGAGCUCUACCACCAAGUCUUGUCGACGGUCACUCAGGUGUCGAGAUUCGAGUUGGGGUCAAGGGCCUUACCUAGGAUAGGAAAGGGUCAGCUCAUGUUCACUGUACGGCAAUUGGAUGAGCACGAGGCAGUAAAAUUCAUGGCGAGUGGAUAUCGCUUCGCUCCAAUUGAGCGAGUUACAGAUAUCCUGUCUCGUCGUGUACAUUUAUCACCUACAGAUCUCGCUAUUCAUCUGCACGAAAUGCGUGAUUAUGCCAGCAGUGAUAGGGGCUAUCCGCCAGGAGUCCAUCUUGUUGCUUUUGGUCUACGUCCAACGCUCCGAGAACAUUUCGAAAUACUUACCCGAACUGGUGGUGGGAUGACACUACCUAGUUCGACUCUACCGAUCUCUUCGCUCACAAAAACCGACUUGGAAUUGCUAAAUUCGAUGGAUGAAUGUGGGUUCACGGCAUGCCUGAAACAACUGCUAGCUCUAAGAAGCACUAUCGGUGGCAGCAACGGCAGCGUCAGCAGUGUCGACACUCUUUCGUCAACAGCGGCGGAAGAAUCAUUUCCUACACAUUUGUACCGAGCCAUGCUUGAGCUAAUGACAAUUCUGCCUGAGAAUAUUGCAUCGGCAGCCCGGUUCUCAGCAAAGCCGCUUCUUGCACCGUGUUAUCGACAAUCACCAUCUGAUCCGGAGCAGUGUGUACUGAUUUGUUUCCGAGUUGUAUCUGCUUUGGAUACUCGGAUAUCCGACACCACUCUUACAUUCACACCGCUCAGACUCUUUAGAGUGCAGGAGCAAGUCAACGACAAGAUUAGCGAACGGGAACGUUUCAUCCGCGAAUUGAAUGCCGAGUUUGCGUCUUACUCUGCACAGUCAACAGCGAACCACAAGGAGGAAGAAAACUCAAUCAACCCUUCACAGAAAAUUAUAGUGUUUCCAAGCAAGAUCUUGAGCCGUCUUCAGUCAAGCGUAAGCAGCAAGAAAAUCCAAUUACUACCUGGUCGGCUUACACGCGCUACAUCGCAAGAAUCCCUGGUUCGGCAACUAUCAGAUAUACACACCAAAUCGGCGUUCCUGUCAGCACCACCCCCGAAAUCACCACCAACAAGCAUUAGUCCCACGAGAAACGUGCUCAAUCCAUUCAUUAAUGAGAUCCUCGUGAGCAAAGAAGUGACGGUGGACGUAGCGCGAUUAGACGAUGUUGAAAUGACAGACAUACCAUCAAAACGGAAAUCAUCUAUACAACCACACGCCUCGUCAGCACCACAGAAUAACGAUGCGAUUAGUGAGUAUCAGGUCGAUGGACAUGUUAGCUAUUCGAUGGCAUCGUUGGCGGGUGCCGAGAGAAGGACGGUUAUUGAAGGUGGUCUGGCCAGGUUUGGGACCACUUAUGUUGAUGAGUUGUAUGGUUUGUGUUUGGGGAGGGAGGUCAGGAUGAAACCUGGUUUCUACAAUUAUGAUACCUCGGAGAAGUGA